Messenger RNA from Drosophila hydei, 2002 nucleotides. RefSeq names its product mitochondrial-processing peptidase subunit alpha. Gene Ontology annotation, molecular function: metalloendopeptidase activity; metal ion binding. Gene Ontology annotation, cellular component: mitochondrion. The transcript is spliced from 6 exons. The record is from RefSeq and is a predicted model, not a curated record. Lineage: Eukaryota; Metazoa; Arthropoda; Insecta; Diptera; Drosophilidae. The coding region runs from base 163 to 1830 and encodes 555 amino acids.
GUUCCCAUAUGACAUUUGUGAUUGACAUUAGGCAAGAAGAAGAACCUUUUUCUUCAAAAGUAUGUCUUUGAAACAGAUUUCUUGAACGCAGCAAAAUUCAACAUUUGAAAUUGUAAAUAUAGUUGCAAACGCUCAAGGCCAUACCCAAAUCAUCUGCAAAUCAUGAACGUGAGAAGCUUCACUAUGCUGCAAACUCUAAGAAACUCUUGGCGCACAUUUCCUCGCCGCUUCGCCACAAAAGUAACGGUAGUUAGUGGUGAUGAAAUUGGCAGUGGCACCGGCAUUGGCCAAAUCACUGGACGUGUACGCAGCAAAGAGGGCGGUCCACACAAAAUAAACACGCCGUCCAAAGAUAUUGUUACGUACCUGCCGCCCCUAACCGAACCGCUGCCCAACUUGCCUGAGGCUGUCUAUGCCAAACCGUUAAAUGAAAGCGCCACCACGAAGGUGACAACACUAGUGAAUGGCUUGCGCAUUGCCUCGGAGCCACGCUACGGACAGUUCUGCACAGUUGGUCUUGUGCUGGACUCUGGACCACGUUAUGAAGUAGCCUAUCCCAGUGGCGUUUCUCAUUUCCUUGAAAAGCUUGCGUUUAAUUCAACAGUUAACUUUCCUAAUAAGGAUGCAAUUCUUAAGGAAUUGGAGAAAAAUGGUGGCAUCUGUGAUUGCCAAAGUUCAAGGGACACGCUUAUAUAUGCAGCAAGUAUUGAUAGUCGUGCUCUUGAAUCCGUCACCCGAUUGCUAGCUGACGUAACCUUGAGGCCAACACUAAGCGAACAGGAAGUGAGUUUGGCACGACGUGCUGUCAGUUUUGAAUUGGAAACGCUUGGCAUGCGACCCGAACAGGAGCCAAUACUUAUGGACAUGAUACACGCUGCCGCCUACAAAGACAACACUCUCGGUUUGCCAAAAUUAUGCCCGCCAUCUAAUUUGGAAAAAAUUGAUCGCAACAUUUUAAUGAACUAUCUAAAGUAUCAUCAUGCACCGGAUCGUAUGGUCAUCGCCGGCGUUGGUGUAGAUCACGAUGAACUAGUUGAGCAUGUUACAAAAUAUUUUGUCGAACGCGAGGCCAUUUGGAUGAAAGAAAAUUUAACAAAUACAGCACCCGAUCAAGUGGAUACCUCUCAAGCUCAGUAUACCGGCGGCCUAAUUAAAGAACACUGUGAAAUACCGAUUUAUGCGGCAGCUGGGCUGCCAGAGCUGGCACAUGUUGUGCUAGGCUUUGAGGGUUGUUCCCAUCAAGACUCAGACUUUGUGGCACUAUGUGUGCUUAACAUAAUGAUGGGGGGCGGCGGCUCGUUCUCAGCUGGUGGUCCUGGAAAGGGCAUGUAUUCUCGCCUCUAUACCAAAGUCUUGAAUCGCUACCAUUGGAUGUAUAGCGCAACUGCUUACAAUCAUGCUUAUGUAGAUACGGGUCUGUUCUGUAUACACGGCAGUGCACCGCCACAGCAUAUGCGAGAUAUGGUAGAGGUUAUCACACGGGAAUUGAUGAACAUGACCACCGAGCCAACCAACGAAGAAUUGAUGCGUUCCAAAAUACAAUUGCAAUCGAUGCUGCUAAUGAACCUCGAGUCCCGACCAGUCGUGUUCGAAGAUGUUGGACGGCAAGUUCUGGUUACGGGGUAUCGCAAGCGACCCGAGCAUUUCAUCAAAGAAAUUGAAAAAGUAACAUCUGCUGACAUACAACGCGUUGCUCAAAGACUUCUUAACUCUGUCCCUUCAGUGGCAGCUCGCGGUGAUAUUCAAAACUUGCCAGAGUUAAAGGAUAUUACGAACGCCCUGAAUAACAACGGACGAUCGCUUGGACGCCGUCUCUCGCUCUUUAAGUAAAUUGGUUAAGCUCCCCUGACUAAAUACGUUGUUGAAUUUGCACUGCAUUUUGUACCGAUAGGCAAUCUUGAAACCAAUUUGAUCGUUUAAAUUUACUAUUCUUGCUAUACGACAAAUUAACCUUCUUGAUAUUUUUAUUCUGUUAUUGUUAUGUGAUGCGCUCGACUUUAGU